UGUACUUGCUGUAGUAUUACUGCUGUACUUACUGUACUUGUAUUCUGACCAGCUGUCCUUAAACGUCUGAGUCUCUGACUUUUCAGAUGAAACUUGAAACCACUUCAUUUUUUCUACUUCCUGUAGAGCCUUUCAAAGUAAACCUCCAGUAAUAGUAAAUAUAAUAAACUUUAUUACUACAACACUUUUCAAAACAAAGUCAUAGAAGCUUAAUGAGACUAAAUCAGACUGACAAUGAUCAAACAUUAAAAGUAAUAAUAUUAAUAAUAUAAGAUUAAAAAACAACUAUAGUAUUAAAAUGGAUCGGUCAUUACACACUACAUUAAAUCACUUACUAACAUCAAAAAUAUGUUUGUUUGUUUUUUGUCAUUUUUAAAGGUAAUUUUUUAUUUUGUCUACUUUUCACCACUUUAUAUUUUAUUUAUUUUAUUUUUUCAUUUUUUAAAUCGUAUAAUUUUUAAAUAGUUUUGUCCAGUUUGUUCGAUUUAAAUUCUUUGAAUGAAAGAUUAAAUAAAAUAAAUGUAUUUAUAUUUGGUUCAUAUUUUAUUAGGUUAACGUCAUAAAAACUUCUGUUAAUAUUUUCCUUUAGUUAUUAUAUCUUUAAUUAUUAUAUUUGUAAUUAUUACCGGGGCUUUGAGCUUAUCACUUCGGCUGUUUCAUUGUUCACUACAACUCCCAGCAGCCUGCGCGUUGCCGGAAGUCGUGAAGCCUCCGUCAAAGAAGAGUAGCAGCUACAACUGAAGAUGAUGAAGAGUAAAGCAGACGAGGAAGACUACUGGAACAGCUCCAAGUUUAAAGCCUUCACCUUCGAUGAUGAAGAUGACGAGUUCAGCCGGUUAAAGGAGUCAAAGCGGGCGGUGAACAGCAUUCGCUGCCUGGUGGAGGAAGACGAUGAUGAAGAAGAGGUGGAGAAGGUCAGCUGGAGCGGAGAACCUGUCGGCAGUAUUUCCUGGUCGGUCAGUGAGACGGCAGCGUCCAAUCAGAAAACAGACAGAGAGCCCGCCUUCCCCAAAAUCAACACAGACACAGUGACGAUCAGCAAGAGUCACUCAGGAUACUCUCUGAGCUCUCUAUUCAAAGGAAAAACGAAAGGAGGAAACUUCCAGUCGUUCACUGACUCGCUCAGUGACUCGUCUGUCAGGCUCUACGCUCCAGAACUCAGAAAACCCAAAUCAGAAUACAAGGACUAUGUCAGUGAUUGGUCCCCAGAAGAAACGGUCCAGAGAAUGCAGCAGGGAAAGGUUGUGUCUCUAGAGAAGUUUCGUUCUCUUCAGGAUAAACUGUUGCUGCUGGAUUACGCUGUCACUGCUCACGAUGGAAACGUCAUCACUGCUGUUUUAAUAUAUUUAAAGAGGACUCUGAGUAAAGAGGUUUUGUUUCGGGAGCUGGAGUCCAGACAGACGGCUCUGAGACAUCUGAUCCACUAUCUGACUGAAACCAGAGACCAGAGGCUGCUGCUGGAGCUGUUCAGAGCUCUGGGCCGGAUGGAGGAUGUGGCACUGUUGCAGUACAAAGAACACCUGAGCAUCGCUGAUGAAAACAAGAGGCGGGACUUUCUGAAGAGCUGCCUCAGUCUUCCAUUUUCUCCAGAAGAUUCCUCUCAUGUUCAGGAUCACUACACUCUGCUGGAGAGACAAGUUAUCAUCGAGACCACCGACCGACAGGCAGAACGUGGUGGAAAGGUGGAAGUUUUCCAGAAGUUUCCCAGAAAAGCUUCGAUCCUCAACAUGCCGCUGAUCACGACACUCUAUUACUGCUGCUUCUACCACUACAACGAGUCAGAGGGAACCUUCAGCGGCCCGUUGAACAUCCGUCAGACCUUCAAGAUCUCUGAGAAGCAGUACUUUGUGACGGCGUUGGCAGCGCGGGCGAAGCUGAAGUCGUGGUCGGAUGUAGACGCUCUGUUCACCAGCAGGAACUGGCUCGGCUUCACCAGGAAGAAGUCACCGCUCAGCUUCCAACGAGUCGUAGACAUCCUGCAGAAGAACUCCGCCCCCACACAGGUGCUGCAGGACUACGUGGCACUGGUUGAUGAUGCGGAGCUCAGGAUCUCUUUGGCUCAAAAAUACAAGUGUCAUGACAUCGUCAUCAACACGUACCGGGACUUGAAGGACCGGCAGCAGUUGAUAGGAUACCGAGGGAAGGUGGAGAGAGGAUCAACGGAGGAGAAGAAGAUAGAGGAGCUGCUCAACAACACGCAAAUCCGGUGGAAGAACUAAAUGAUCUCGUUUCAUUUGAAGACUUUUAUUUUGAAACAAAAAAGCUCUUUCCUGAAGAGAAGUGCCAUCACCGUGACAACAGAGCCGUCCAAUCAGAUCACAUCUGCGUCUCAUUGGUCACAGAGCCCAGUGCUGACUUUGACUCCGCCCACAGAACACAGGGUGGGUGGGGUUUGAUUUUAUGAAUAUUAAUAUUGAAAAAAUAAAUAAAUAUUUAAAUGAA
Messenger RNA from Anarrhichthys ocellatus (wolf-eel), 2442 nucleotides. It is a transcript of the gene vipas39, whose product is annotated as VPS33B interacting protein, apical-basolateral polarity regulator, spe-39 homolog. The transcript is spliced from 19 exons. The record is from RefSeq and is a predicted model, not a curated record. Lineage: Eukaryota; Metazoa; Chordata; Actinopteri; Perciformes; Anarhichadidae. Gene Ontology annotation, biological process: intracellular protein transport; vacuolar transport. Gene Ontology annotation, cellular component: cytoplasm. Bases 744 to 2219 code for a protein of 491 amino acids.